Messenger RNA from Fundulus heteroclitus (mummichog), 1413 nucleotides. RefSeq names its product pyruvate dehydrogenase E1 subunit beta (gene pdhb). The coding region runs from base 90 to 1172 and encodes 360 amino acids. Lineage: Eukaryota; Metazoa; Chordata; Actinopteri; Cyprinodontiformes; Fundulidae. The record is from RefSeq and is a predicted model, not a curated record. Gene Ontology annotation, molecular function: pyruvate dehydrogenase (acetyl-transferring) activity. Gene Ontology annotation, biological process: pyruvate decarboxylation to acetyl-CoA. The transcript has 11 exons.
CCGCCGCGUUAUCCGGCGCUCUGAUUGGUCGGAAUCUCCUGACCUCAUUUGAGACCCCGCCUUCUCUCCCGGCAGAGGACAGGGCAAAGAUGGCGACGUCCCUGAGGUGUUUUCUGCGCUCCGGAAAGCGGGCCGGGCUGGUGGCGGCUCAGCGGGGGUUCUCCCGGAGCUCUGCGGCCGCUGUUCAGGUGAACGUCCGCGAUGCCCUGAACCAGGCGAUGGACGAGGAGCUGGAGCGAGACGAGCGGGUGUUCCUGCUGGGGGAGGAGGUGGCUCAGUAUGACGGGGCCUACAAGGUCAGCAGAGGUCUGUGGAAGAAAUACGGCGACAAACGGAUCAUCGACACGCCGAUCUCAGAGAUGGGCUUUGCUGGUAUCGCGGUCGGCGCCGCCAUGGCCGGCCUCAGACCCAUCUGUGAGUUCAUGACCUUCAACUUCUCCAUGCAAGCCAUCGACCAGGUCAUCAACUCUGCUGCCAAGACCUACUACAUGUCGGCCGGGCUGCAGCCGGUGCCCAUCGUCUUCAGGGGACCCAACGGGGCGUCGGCCGGCGUCGCUGCUCAGCACUCGCAGUGCUUCGCCGCCUGGUACGCCCACUGUCCAGGUCUGAAGGUGGUGAGUCCCUGGAACUCUGAAGAUGCCAGAGGUCUCCUGAAAGCAGCCAUCAGAGACGAUAAUCCUGUCGUGUUCCUGGAGAACGAGCUGAUGUACGGCGUUCCCUUCGAGAUGUCCGAGGAGUCGCUGUCCAAGGAUUUCACCAUUCCCAUCGGCAAGGCUAAGGUCGAGAGGCAAGGCGCUCACGUCACCCUGGUCUCCCACUCGCGGUUCGUCGGCCUCUGCCUGGACGCCGCCGCCGUCCUCGCCAAGGAGGGAGUCGACUGUGAGGUGAUCAACCUGCGGACCAUCCGCCCGCUGGACGUGGAGUGCAUCGAGGGCAGCGUGAUGAAGACCAACCACCUGGUGACGGUGGAGGGCGGCUGGCCUCAGUUCGGCGUGGGAGCGGAGAUCUGCGCCCGGAUCAUGGAAGGUCCGGCCUUUAACUACCUGGACUCCCCGGUUACCAGGGUGACGGGCGUGGACAUCCCCAUGCCGUACGCCAAGAUCCUGGAGGACCACAGCCUGCCUCAGGUCAAAGACAUCAUCUUCUCCGUGAAGAAGACCCUCAACGUCUGACACCAGAGCCCAACGUGUAAAUAUCAUGAAAUCUUCCCCCAAACGCUCCGACGCCGUUCAGUUCUCACCACGUCUCACAUCCUCACCUUCAGCCGCUCGCCGGGUCGGCCCGGUCCGGUCCGGUCGGUGGGGAGCAGCGGCGCCGCUGAAGGCUGAGCAGUAUUUAUUGUAGCUGCAGCUCUUUGGAUGUUUGUCGCUGAAAGUGACUCUGUUACACCAAUAAAAUCCUCUUAGUCCUUUU